This is a messenger RNA of Varroa destructor (honeybee mite), 3657 nucleotides long. RefSeq names its product wee1-like protein kinase 1-A. Gene Ontology annotation, biological process: protein phosphorylation. Gene Ontology annotation, cellular component: cytoplasm; nucleus. Gene Ontology annotation, molecular function: ATP binding; protein tyrosine kinase activity. Lineage: Eukaryota; Metazoa; Arthropoda; Arachnida; Mesostigmata; Varroidae. The record is from RefSeq and is a predicted model, not a curated record.
GUUGCGAAUUUUGUUUUGCGUGUGCUUCGAAGAGCUAGCUUACGUGUGAGAAUUUGGUUGCCUAACGACGACAAAAGGUUGCUUCAGUUUUGGCCUAGACAUUCCGCCACAACGGCAGGAUGUCAGACAAUUGUUGCCAGCGGCUCUAUUUUGGGGACGAUCCUGCAGAAGAAUUAAAUAGCUCGACCGACUCGGGCUCGGAUCCGGGCCUUGUUCCUCAAACGCCAAAGCCCAAACAGAAACAGGUUGGCAAAGUGACACCCAUGCGGCGAGCACCUUUGACACCCGAGUUGACGCCGGUUGCCCAAGACGCGUCACAUUCGCCACCCACUAAGGGUCUUCGAACGCUUCGUCUAAUUAACUCGCCACAGACACCAAAAACACUACUGGAACGUAGUCAGCGGGAUAGAAGCGAAACUCGGGUACGGACUCGGCUGUUCGAGGACACGGGCUCACCGAUUCGUCGUUUGUCGCGUCUGGCCGGCAUGCGAACGCCAGGACCUCCUGCCCGGCAGACGCCCGCCAAACAAGCCCGACUGCCAAUGAAGACCCCACUAAUCGAACGGAAACAGGUUAACGUAAAUCCGUUUACGCCUCGAGGCAUACUGGAGUGCCAACGGAAACGACCUCGAGAUGAUACCAAUGAUAAUAACAACCAGAUCGUGGACUGCGAUACGGCGAUCUGCAGUGCGGAAGAUCAAUUGGAACGGCAGGCAAAGAUCCAAAGAAUGUACCUUUCCCCUAACGACGAGGCAUAUUCUCGAUACGAGAAGGAGUUCUUAGAACUGGAUCAGAUUGGCAACGGCGAAUUUGGCGCAGUAUUCAAAAGCAUCAACCGUCUUGAUGGAUGUAUAUACGCCAUCAAGAAGCUAAAGAAGCCGAUGCAAGGUAGUGCCGAAGAGAAAGCGUCAUUAACUGAAGUUUGGGCACACGCUGUGCUCGGCGUUAACAAACACGUCGUUCGUUACUACUCUGCCUGGGCGGAACACAAUCACAUGAUCAUUCAGAAUGAAUUCUGCAAUGGCGGCUCAUUGCACGAUCAAGUGAAAGAGAACAUACGUAACGGAGAAGCGAUGACUGAGGUCCAACUUCGUCGUCUGACAUUGCACAUAGCCCAUGGGCUAAAGUUUAUCCACGGACAGAAUCUCGUUCAUAUGGACAUUAAGCCAGGAAAUAUCUUUAUUUCUCGAAGCGACAACGCGAGUGAAGACGACGGCUUUGUUGAGGAUGAAAUCGAGGAGGGCAUCACAUACAAGAUCGGUGACCUUGGACUCGUCACGUCGUCGGUGCAUCCCGAAGUGGAAGAGGGUGACUGUCGUUACAUGGCGCCCGAACUGCUGCGCGACGAUCACUCCAACCUGCAGAAGGCUGAUAUCUUCAGUCUGGGUAUGACCAUCUACGAGGUUGGCCUUAGUAUAGAGCUACCGAAGAACGGCGAAGAAUGGCAACAGCUUCGUCGAGGCGAGCUUCGACUAUUGACACAUUGCAGCACCGAAUUCAACCAGCUGCUUCAGCGUAUGUGUCACCCACAGCCGGAGAAGCGGCCUACGGCACAGCAGCUCGUCUGCGACUCAUGCCUUGUUCCAUACGCCGACAAGUCGAAAGCUCAGCUUCACAUGGAGCUCAAUAUCGAAAAGUUCCGCACACGAGUGCUAGAGCAGCAGCUUGCAGUCGCGCUGGGUUUCCAGGUGCCACAGUGCCCAGCUGAUGUCCGACUCAACUUUGACUUCCUAAGUAACCCACCACCGUUCACGGCUAAUCGGACCAUCGCCAACGACAGCAGCCAGUCAAGCAACAACAACGUCAGCAGCAGCAGCAGCAGCAGUAGCAGUCAGCAAAAUGACGUAAUCGGACUGAAGAGCAACGUUAGCAACAACAAAAUCAGUGGUACCAAUCAUAGUAGCAAUAAUCACAACGACACAAAUAAUAAUCCUACCGUCAAUAAUAACAAUAAUAGUAAUAACAAUAAUCGUACGAUCGCGAUCAACAGGGAGUUCCCCGCCGCCCGACGGAACCUCUUUGUUGGGCGGGGUACAAUGCGAUCUAAUAGUGUACAGAACUUUUAAAUUGGGUCAGGACGUCUCGGAGUGGUCAGCUGACCUUGCCAAAGUCUUCCAUUUACUUGAGAGAAUACCACACUGAUUAAUUUGCCUGCUAAUUGUUCCUGUGCUUUUUCACGCUUGUGGCAAACAAGCAUUUUAAACUUACACAAGUCAGAACGACAACAUGGAUUGUAUAAAUGUCAUGGAGGUCGUUGCGCUUUCACUGAGACUAUACGUCGUUCCUAUCGCAGUCGAUCAGGCAGUAGCAGACAAACCUGGAACACCGUGACAAUAUUAUGUGCCGUUUAUUACUGUAUGAUUACUGAGCAUGGCGUAAUAGGAGUAAUGUUAGCCUUCCUCUGACAGUUAUGGAGGCGGCAUGGUAACAAUACUUUAUUCGGUGGCCAUACGAACACGACGUUAACGUUGCAGAACGGAUGUGUGUAUUAUGGCAAGGAGGAAAAAAACACAGUUGAAAACGAGUUAAAUAACAUGUUUUGAUCGUUAAUGUUUAAUAGGAAUGAUAGAACUGACAAUAAUGAAGUUGACGCUGAUCAUUGACUGAUGUUAUUAUUAAUAUUGUGACUAAUAAGAGAAACGAUGAAGAUGGUGAGGUGAUGAUGGCAAAGCAGAGGGAAAGGUUCUCGGCUAUCAAACGAGACCAUUGCCGAUAUAAUUACUAGCUAAACGCUAAAAGUCUGAAGUCCACCCUUUAAAGUCGACGAAAAGUCCACGAUAAAGCGCAACAAUUACAUACCUCGUGAGUCUGGGACGGGCUCGGCUCUCGAUAAGAGGGAGGCGGCAGAAAAAUAAAAAUCUAAUUAACUGCUUAGUAUACAGCAAAGGAGCCAUUCUAAGUGUGUAUAACGCAGGCUGCGUGAUAAUUGUACUAUGGAAACGAAUUACCAAGAAUUAUUAUUAUUAUUAUUAUUUCAAGUUUUACUGUGAAUGUAAAUGAUUUUCUAUAUUCCUAUCCUAGCCACCUAAAAAUUUACGUAGCCCAUGUUUAAUACAACACAGGAGUGAAGCAAAAUUUCAUAGGCGACACAUUUUAACCUUAAUGACAAGUAUAUUCACACGUAAAUAACGCUAUUUUUUUUUCGACACGAUGUAAAUAUGUUGUAUUCAAUCAAUCAUUCGUCAUGUAAACCCACUACAUUUUGUGUAUCAUCAUUUCAUCAUAAUUGGUCUAUGUAGAAACACUAGUGCCGGGUUACAGUUAGGCCAUUGGUAAACAGUCAUCACAGUCAUCAAUAUAAUCGUGGUAAUAGUAGAAUUUGCGAACGCUAUAUACGGUGGCGGCAACUUGUAUCUAGGGGAGGCGGAGGGGGUUGAUCCCACGAUAGGCGCGCCGUGACGACGUAGACUAAAGCGAAGUGUUCAACAAAAGCACAUGAGGGCUUUGUAUGUACAAAAUUGAAAUCCCUUAAUCUUAUAGUUAUUUUCGGCUGUUUGUUUAAGCUGUUGUCUAAACAAAGCGUAUAGAUGGAAUCAUAUCAUAGUCGAUAAAUGCGAAUGGUCUAAACGAAAAGUGCCGUAAACAAUAUUGACUAAACACUCGCAGUUGGGUAGCUAAGCGAAAGUGUCUCAUAUGAAAAGCCCAAACCAGAUAAAA